This is a messenger RNA of Castor canadensis (American beaver), 1456 nucleotides long. RefSeq names its product Y-box binding protein 2 (gene Ybx2). Gene Ontology annotation, molecular function: nucleic acid binding. NCBI's taxonomy places the organism in Eukaryota, Metazoa, Chordata, Mammalia, Rodentia, Castoridae. The record is from RefSeq and is a predicted model, not a curated record.
AUGAGCGAGGCGGAGGCGGCAGUGGUGGCGACAGCGGCCCCCGCGGCGACGGUGCCCGCGACGGCAGCAGGGGUGGUAGCGGUGGUGGUACCGGUGCCCGCGGGAGAGCCGCAGAAAGCAGGCGGCGGGGCUGGCGGCGGCGGGGGCGGAGCUGCCUCGGGCCCCGCUGCUGGGACCCCAUCGGCGCCAGGCCCUCGCACCCCUGGCAACCCGGCGACGGCGGCCUCGGGGACCCCCGCGCCCCCGGCCCGGAGUCAGGCGGACAAGCCGGUGCUGGCAAUCCAAGUCCUGGGCACUGUCAAAUGGUUCAACGUCCGGAAUGGUUACGGAUUCAUCAACAGGAAUGACACCAAGGAGGAUGUCUUUGUUCACCAGACAGCUAUUAAAAGAAACAAUCCCAGGAAGUUUCUACGCAGUGUUGGAGAUGGAGAGACUGUGGAGUUUGAUGUCGUGGAAGGAGAGAAGGGUGCAGAAGCUGCUAAUGUAACUGGGCCCGGGGGGGUGCCAGUGAAGGGCAGUCGCUAUGCCCCCAAUCGACGUAGGUUCCGCAGAUUCAUCCCCCGGCCUCGCCCAGCUGCCCCACCACCUAUGGUGGCAGAGGCUCCCUCUGGUGGGACAGAACCCGGCAGUGAAGGGGAGCGGGCUGAGGACUCUGGGCAGCGGCCCAGAAGACGGCGCCCACCACCCUUCUUCUAUCGAAGGCGGUUUGUGCGGGGCCCUCGACCCCCUAAUCAGCAACAGCCCAUAGAGGGCACCGAUGGGGUAGAACCUAAAGAGACAGCCCCAUUGGAAGGGGACCAACAGCAGGGAGAUGAGCGGGUGCCCCCACCCAGAUUCCGGCCCAGAUACCGCAGGCCUUUCCGCCCUAGGCCACCACAGCAGCCUACCACAGAAGGUGGGGAUGGUGAGACCAAGCCCAGCCAAGGCCCCACUGAUGGUUCUCGGCCUGAACCCCAGCGCCCACGAAACCGCCCCUACUUCCAGCGGCGACGGCAGCAGCCUCCUGGCCCUCGGCAGCCCACAGCCCCGGAGGUGAGGAUUUUGGGUGUCUAAAACAAUGUGGGGUUGGGAUGAAAGGAAAGAUUUGGACCACCUGCCCUCUUUUCUGUCCUUUUUCCUUCUCUUCUUACUGUAUUCCUUUGCAUCUCUGCUCCCCUGGCCCUGCCCCUCUGUGUAGCCUUCUGGGUCCACCCUGGUGGGCAUCACACCUACCAAGGAACCUCAGCAGAGGCAGUCAAGCCCAUGUCACCUCCUGCAGGCCCCAACCCUGAGCUCUGUUUGGAACCACAAUACCAGCUUGUGGAUGUGAAUUGUAGGAAUGGGAAGGGGAAAGGGGAGAAGGUUGAAGUAGGGGAUUCUGAAGAACAAGUCUUGGGCUGGGGGUGUGACUCAAGUGGUAGACCACUUGCCUAGCAGCCUAGAAAGCAUGAAGCCCUGAGAUCAAACCCCAGUACCA